Prosopis cineraria is the source of this 2680-nucleotide messenger RNA. Its product is annotated as protein FAR1-RELATED SEQUENCE 11. The coding region runs from base 190 to 2229 and encodes 679 amino acids. Gene Ontology annotation, molecular function: zinc ion binding. The record is from RefSeq and is a predicted model, not a curated record. Gene Ontology annotation, biological process: regulation of DNA-templated transcription. The transcript is spliced from 4 exons. Lineage: Eukaryota; Viridiplantae; Streptophyta; Magnoliopsida; Fabales; Fabaceae.
CAGGCUUUGAUCGAGCUAUGGUGAAAAAAGAAGUGGCGGAUCCAUUUUUCUUCCUUGACGUUGCAUUCCACGCUUGGUCGAGCUCGUCGUCGGACGCCGUCCCUACCUGGUUGGAGAAGUUUCAAACCCUAGGGCUUCGUCUUCUUCCAAAAUUCGUGCAGGUUAUCUUAAGCUGGUAACUGGGAUAUAAUGUCUGAGGAUGCUAGCCCAAUGUUGGUAGUUUAUGAUGACCCCUCAGACCAACGAUCCCUAUCUUUGGAUGAUACAAGCAGCGCAGAGGAAUCACCAGAUGAAACCAGGCUUUCAUUGGAGACUACUAAUGAUUCAAUUCCAUAUAUUGGGCAAAGAUUUAGCACUCAUGAUGCUGCAUAUGAAUUUUAUAGUGAAUUUGCCAAGCGGUGUGGGUUCUCAAUUCGACGACACCGUACAGAGGGAAAAGAUGGUGUUGGAAAAGGACUAACUAGACGCUAUUUUGUUUGCCAUCGUGCUGGUAACACUCCUGUCAAAACAUCAACUGAAAGUAAACCUCAAAGGAAUCGAAAAUCUUCCCGAUGUGGAUGCCAGGCUUACAUGCGUAUAAGCAAGACAACAGAAUUAGGUACUCCAGAAUGGCGUGUUACUGGUUUUGCCAACCACCAUAAUCAUGAACUUUUAGAGCCAAAUCAAGUUCGAUUUCUUCCUGCAUACAGAACUAUUUCUGAUUCAGACAAAAGCCGAAUCUUGAUGUAUGCUAAAACUGGGAUUUCUGUCCAUCAAAUGAUGCGGCUUAUGGAGCUUGAGAAGUGUGUGGAACCUGGAUAUCUACCUUUUACUGAAAAGGAUGUGAGGAAUUUACUUCAGUCAUUUAGGAAAUUAGAACCAGAAGAGGAAAGUAUAGAUUUAUUAAGAAUGUGCAGAAAUAUUAAGGAUAAAGACCCUAAUUUCAAAUUUGAGUUCACACUUGAUUCAAACAACUGUUUAGAGAAUAUAGCCUGGUCAUAUGCCUCAUCAAUACAGUCAUAUGAUAUCUUUGGUGAUGCAGUGGUGUUUGAUACAACACACCGCCUAACUGCAUUUGACAUGCCAUUGGGUAUAUGGGUUGGAAUGAAUAAUUAUGGAAUGCCUUGCUUUUUUGGCUGUGUGCUUCUACGAGAAGAAAACUUGAGGUCAUAUUCUUGGGCAUUGAAGGCUUUCUUAGGGUUUAUGAAUGGGAAGCCUCCACAGACAAUAUUAACGGACCAAAACAUGUGUCUCAAAGAAGCAUUAGCCAUGGAAAUGCCAGCAACUAAACAUGCUCUCUGCAUAUGGAUGAUUGUAGCAAAAUUCCCUUCUUGGUUUAGUGCUGUUCUAGGAGAACGUUACAAUGAGUGGAAGGCUGAAUUUUAUAGACUUUACAAUCUUGAGUCAGUUGAGGAUUUUGAACUAGGUUGGAGGGAUAUGGUCAGUUCUUUUGCGCUGCAUGCCAGUAGACACAUUGCUAAUUUAUAUACUUUACGCACGCUCUGGGCAUUGCCAUUCCUGAGAAGCCAUUUUUUUGCGGGAAUGACUACAACCGGUCAAUCAAAGUCAAUUAAUGCUUUCAUUCAACGAUUUCUGAGUGCACAGACUCGGCUUGCACACUUUGUUGAGCAGGUAGCUGUUGCUGUGGAUUUCAAAGAUCAAACUGGAGAACAACAAACAAUGCAACAGAACCUCCAAAAUAUUUGCCUCAAAACUGGAGCUCCUAUGGAGUCACAUGCUGCCGCAAUCCUCACUCCUUUUGCCUUUUCAAAGCUUCAGGAACAACUUGUGUUGGCUGCUCAUUAUGCAUCUUUUCCAUUGGAAGAUGGUUUCCUUGUGAGGCACCAUACAAAAGCUGAGGGUGGUCGCAGAGUGUAUUGGGCUCCUAGGGAAGGAAUGAUAAGUUGCAGCUGCCACCAGUUUGAGUUCUCUGGAAUUCUCUGUAGGCAUGCUCUUAGAGUUCUUUCAACAGGAAAUUGUUUUCAGAUCCCAGAUAGAUAUCUUCCUUCUCGUUGGCGUCGAAUCAGCUUGACCUCUGCUAAGACUCCUCAUAGCACACCGAAGGAUCAUGCUGAAAGAGUACAAUUAUUACAAAAUAUGGUUUCUGCUCUUAUCACAGAAUCUGCCAAGUCAAAGGAAAGAUUGGAUCUUGCUACAGAACAAGUUUCCCUCCUCCUAUCUCGAAUAAGGGAGCAACCUGUUCCGUUACAAGGUGUCAGAGAUAUUUCUGGCAUUGGUAGGAGUGUUUGACAAUUGGUUGUAGCGUAUGGUAGAAUUGGCGGUCUGUGAUUUAGUAAGGGAAGAAAAGUAAAAUGCGGAUGAUCGGGUUCGAACUUUGUAGUGCUAGAUUGAAGCUUAAAAUUGACCCUUUUUUUAAUUGUGAAGGGAAAAAAAGGAGCUAUUUGUGGGUGGAAGUUAUUCCGGCGUGACAGUUUGUAGAUUGGUAAAAAGGCGAAGUUGCCAUUCCAAUGGGCAUGCAAGGUUCCAUCCUUCCUACAUAUUGUUCCGAUGCAUUGUUUUAAAGGAUCCUAUCGUGUAUAAAUGUAUAGAAACUUGUUCAUUCUUAUACUUGUCUUAUGACAUACUGUAAUUCAUGUAAUUUGUUUUUUUUUUAUUUUGCAUAAAGUAAAAUUUAGAUAGCGUUUCACUAGCCUGAGCCAGCCUUUCAUUAGAUAUUGGUCUGGUCUUGUGUGCUAGGAAA